AUGUUGACCGUACUGUAUAAUGGAAACGUGAUCCAGUGCCCUCGCUUGGUGGCUUCGGUGUCGGCUGGCAGCAGCUACGAAAACACGCUGCAGUACACUUGCGCGGCGUGCUCUGUAGUGCACGUGCUCUGCCACGGACAGGACGUGCUCGGCGGAGCUGUCAUCGCCAUACCGCAGACCAAGAUGAUCAGCUUUAACUUCCCCAGUUUCGAAGACACUCAAUCGUGCGCGUACGUGGGAGUGUUUGAGAAAGACAAGAAGACUUAUAAGAAGAUAUUGGCUGUCAUAGAGAUGGUGACUGUCAAUCAAGUAGAACUUCUGCCUCCACCGAAAGAGGGCCAGCCAUUUCAACAUGAGGCGACAUUUAGCUGCGACUCCUGCGGUGUGGAAGAGGUAACGGUCAACGGGAUACCUCUGGAAACAUCACUGCGAAGGAACACUAUUGGAUCAAUUGCCUUUUAUACUGCUACGGCAUCGUCCGUCACAGUCCGGUUCACCGAAUACUCGCCCACGUACGAGGGUGUGUACCAGGCUAAGUUUGUGGGAGACGGGGAGACUGCGACCAAGACCAUCUUCGAGAUUGGUUAUGGCGACAAACAGCAGAGUGUGACAACGGCUGCGCCACAGACUACUCAAGCACAAGAAACCAAAACCGAAGAAACCAAAACCGAAGAAACCAAAACCGAAGAAACCAAAACCGAAGAAACCAAAACAGAAGAAACCAAGACCGAAGAUACCAAAACCGAAGAAGCCCAAGUAGAAACAACUACAAUUACAGCAAGCAUGUGAAAUAAUUAAAUUAAUUAUUAAAAAAAAUAUAAAUAAUAAAAAAAAAUAUUUAGUCUUUUUAUUAUAGGUCAGUCUGU
Messenger RNA from Bicyclus anynana (squinting bush brown), 866 nucleotides. RefSeq lists its product as uncharacterized. Lineage: Eukaryota; Metazoa; Arthropoda; Insecta; Lepidoptera; Nymphalidae. The coding region runs from base 1 to 789 and encodes 262 amino acids. The transcript has 10 exons. The record is from RefSeq and is a predicted model, not a curated record.